AUCUUUCCUGCUUUGCCCACUCUCUGCAGUUAGUUGUGAAUGACGGCAUGAAGGAGGUAAGGGCCAUUUCCCGCUCCAUAGCCAAAACAUCACGGUUCACAACGCUGUUACAUAGCAGCUCACAAUUUAAAGAAAAUUUUGAGGCUAUGUUUGACUCUAAUAAGACCAUUCCAGCAGCAAACACCACUCGCUGGAACAGCACGUUCAAACAGGUACAGGCCCUCACAGCUCUGGACCACAAAUCUCUAAAUGAAAUGUGCAGUAAGGACUAUGAGAAUGUGAUGUUUAGUGCUCGUGAGUGGAACCAGCUGAAGGAACCGAGUGCAGCUCUUGCUCCAUUCUCUGAGGCAACAGACCAGACAGAAGGGGAUAAAUCAGUUACCAUCAGCAUGGUGGUUCCAACUGUCCUGGACUUGAAUACACACCUCCUCAAGAUGGAGGAUACCAGAAUGCAGUGCCGGCCAGUAGUUAAGGCCCUCCGUCAGUCUCUGGUGAAAAGAUUCUCUGGAAUCUUUACCAAAACAAACAUGACCAAAGAGAGUGGAAGAGAGGAACCUUUUAGCCACAAUGUGUACUUCUUAGCUACCAUGCUGGAUCCACAGUUUGGCUUAAGUUGGGUGGAUCUGGAUGUUAACAAUGGGGGGAAUGCAACAUCAGUGAAGAAACUCUGAAAUGAACUGAAGAAGACAUUAACAGACACUUUGAACUCAGAGGUGGAGAAAAUAAGCAGUGAACGAGAAGCAACUGACUCAGAGGCCCUGAAUGUGGAUCCACCCAGUGAUUCGCCACCAGUCAAAUUCCCGCGCCUUCUGUCCCGCUACAAGGCUCACAAGAAGCGCAGUUCAACAACCCAGGAUUCAAGUAUUGAAACACAGAUAAGCAAAUACUUUGAUGUGAUCCAUGAUACAGAUACUGACACUGACAAUGCACUCUCCUUCUGGGCCAAAAACCAUGACAGAUACCCUCAACUCCACAAUCUGGCCAUGAAAGUGCUGUCGGUCCCUGCCUCCUCUGCACCAGUGGAGAGGGUUUUUAGUAGAGUCGGCAUUAUAAUGAGACCCCAUCAUGCACGUU
This is a messenger RNA of Tachysurus vachellii, 1074 nucleotides long. RefSeq lists its product as uncharacterized. NCBI's taxonomy places the organism in Eukaryota, Metazoa, Chordata, Actinopteri, Siluriformes, Bagridae. The coding region runs from base 48 to 671 and encodes 207 amino acids. The transcript has 2 exons. The record is from RefSeq and is a predicted model, not a curated record.